UUCCACGUCCCAACCCAGGUUGUGAGUGCCCUCUGAUCCCAUACUGCCCGAUAGCUGAUGCAUAUUAAACAGAUAAUCUACGUGACGCUCAGAAUCGCAGUGGUAAUGAUCAGUGUGUGGUGGUUUGCAGAUGGGGAAGCGGAUUAUUCCUUCCCUCCCGCUACCUCCCUGAGACUCGAACAUGCCCUCGGCUCCUCCAGCCUCUCAUCGACCCGACACCGCUCAAGAAGCAACGGCUGAUCAAAUCCUCUGGCUGCCGGGCUCUCGGUCGCUCACGCUGAAGGUGUGAUUUGAACUGAAACCCGUCCCGGGGCGGCAUGAUAUGUCCUUCACCACAAACCGGAGAAAUGGACCAGCACUGGGACAGAAAGCGAUCGGUCAGAGACAGGACUCGCCACAUGCUCCCAGGAUCAGCGUGAGACCCGACUGACAAACGGGACAGUCGGCGCCAGCAAUCAGACUGAGGGUAGCGGAGAGAUCGGGGCUCGUUAACCAGGACAGGGAGCGCUGGAGCUGCCUAGACAAGGUGUGUCUGUCAUUGAGCACGUUCAAAGCAACCUGCUUUUAAUCGUCUGGCAUUGGAACAUGUCCUAGGUACGGACUAAACUUGUGCAAUAGGGUCUGUAAGACAUGGCAAUGAUUAGUACCCAACAGUCAUAUCCACCCCUUCACAGACUCUCCGUCAGGAAUAAUGAUGAAGAUCCGGAAAGGAUAGAAAAUGGCAGCAGCAGGACCCACUCACUGUGUGAAGACUCAUCUUCUGAGCUUCAGGGGGUGACCUCUGCAGAACCUAGAGGUCAGCACGAAUCCCGCCGGACUUCUCUCACAGGCAGAGGAGCUCUAGCCAGGUUAACUAAUUUCAUCAUUGUGCUGAGGAACUGGGCAACUCAGCAAAUCCACAAUGAAGAUCAGAGACCAGAUUCAUUCUUGGAACGCUUUCGGGGACCAGAGAUAAAAGAUGUAUCAAGCCGGGAGAGUAACACCCAGUCAGUUGCUGGCAAUCCAGAGCACCAUGGCAGGAGCAAGAAGAAGAAAGAUGUGUACAUUAUUGAUCCUGCAGAAAAUCUUUACUAUCGAUGGCUGUCCAUUAUUGCAAUGCCUGUAAUGUACAACUGGUGUAUGCUUGUGUGCAGAGCUUGUUUUGAAGAACUUCAAACAAAUCAUCUUGCUCUUUGGCUGGUGUUGGAUUAUGUAUCAGAUGCGAUCUACGUCAUGGAUUCAUUUGUAAGAUUUCGAACAGGUUUUCUUGAACAAGGAUUGCUGGUCAAAGAUGCAAAGAAAUUAAGGGAUAAUUACAUGAAGAUGCCUCAGUUUAAAUUGGAUACACUCUCCCUUUUACCAACAGAUUUAGCAUACCUUAAGUUGGGACUUAAUUACCCUGAGGUGCGAUUUAAUCGUCUCUUCCGCUUUAGCCGAAUGUUUGAAUUCUUUGAUCGUACUGAAACCAGAACAAACUACCCUAACAUAUUUCGAAUUGGAAAUCUUGUUUUGUACAUCCUCAUCAUUAUCCAUUGGAAUGGCUGCAUUUAUUAUGCAAUCUCCAAAUCAAUUGGGUUUGGUAUUGACACUUGGGUGUAUCCAAACAUAUCUCACCCUGAAUAUGGACGACUUAGCAGAAAAUAUAUCUAUUGUCUUUACUGGUCCACCUUGACCUUGACCACCAUAGGAGAAACCCCUCCUCCAGUGAAGGAUGAAGAAUUUCUAUUUGUGGUCAUUGACUUCCUGGUGGGAGUCCUUAUCUUCGCUACCAUUGUUGGUAACGUGGGGUCCAUGAUCUCAAACAUGAAUGCCUCUCGGGCUGAGUUCCAAUCCAAAAUUGAUGCCAUCAAGCAGUACAUGCAGUUCCGAAAAGUGAGCAAAGACCUGGAGGCUAGGAUCAUCAAGUGGUUUGACUACCUGUGGAUCAACAAGAAGAGUAUAAAUGAGAAGGAAGUCCUCAAGAACCUACCUGACAAACUAAAGGCUGAAAUUGCCAUCAAUGUCCACUUGGACACACUAAAGAAAGUCCGGAUCUUUUCCGAUUGUGAAGCUGGCCUCUUAAUCGAGUUGGUGCUAAAGCUGCAGCCUCAGGUAUACAGCCCUGGAGACUACAUCUGCCGCAAGGGAGACAUUGGCAGAGAAAUGUAUAUCAUCAAAGAAGGCAAACUGGCAGUAGUGGCCGAUGACGGAGUAACACAGUUUGUGGUCUUGAGUGAUGGCAGUUACUUUGGGGAGAUCAGCAUCCUGAACAUAAAGGGCAGUAAAGCUGGCAAUAGGCGGACAGCCAACAUUAGGAGCAUAGGCUACUCCGAUCUCUUCUGCCUCUCCAAAGUUGACCUGAUGGAAGCCCUGACUGAAUAUCCAGAUGCCAAAAAGAUUCUGGAAGAAAAGGGACGUCAGAUUCUGAUGAAGGAUAACUUGAUAGAUGAAGAGGCAGCAAAAGAGGGGGAAGAUGCAAAAGACCUGGAAGAGAAAGUGGAAAGAAUGGAGUCCUCCCUGGAUACUUUGCAAACCAAGUUUGCCAGGCUCCUGGCUGAGUACAAAUCCACACAACUGAAACUGAAGCAAAGGAUCACAAAGGUGGAAAACAAAGUAAAGAACUUUGGCAGUGGAUACCUAUCUGAUGGCUUCGACAGUGCGACUGACACAGAAAUAGGAAAAUGAUGGAUGGUGACAGCCUGGAGGAUAUUCUUUGCUUCUUUUCUUACCGUUUUGAUACUAGGAUUUACUGCUGAGAAAAUAAAUUAUUUUUUUAUGGGACUAUAUAGGGAUAGUUUACACUAAAAAUAUCACUUAGAAUUUAACACAGAUCCACAAUUAAAUUAUACAAACCAAAAUAUGACACUCUUUUCAUGUCAGCACCAAUCUUAGUUAGAUUUAAAUAGGUUUGUUAGUUGGUUAUCUUAGAGAAAAUGAGGAGGGGGGAGAGAGAGAGGAAUUGUGAUAUGUCACACUACAGUCAAUCAAUACUGUCAAACAAAAACAGAACCAAGGUACACAAGAUUCAUGUUUUAACAUCUGUACUGUUGAAGUUUGUGUAUUGGAGUUCCCCAGGUAUGAAUUUAAUAUUAUACUACUGAACCUGAGCACAAAGUAGGCCAGUAGGAAUGAAUUAUAAUGUUCUCCACCUUUCAAAAGGAUGUGAACGCCUCCCUUUAAAAUGGGUGUGACUAUUGGAUGACACAGUAGCUUCGUCACUUGAGUGUUAAGCGCUGCAAGGCAGCAUUAACAAAAACAAUUUCUUAUUGAUUAUUGUCAUUUAAUUUCUCUGAACAUGUAAAUGAGAACAAUGCAACAAGUCAUGGCAAUGUAAACCAGUUGCUCAUUCUCUUACAGCAAUCCCUUUUUAUCUUACAGUUUCCCUUUCAGCAAUAUCAAAGUAAUAAGUUAAUAAAUAUGCUAGAAGGAGUCUGUUAAUCACAGCUCCAACUGUGGGAUUGAUCCUCCAGGAAAGAAGUUCAGUGCAUUCAAGGUAUUCAAGGAGACAACUGAAAGAUGAACUAGCUGGGUCAUUGCUUCAUACUAAGUUAAGAUGAAAAUAAGUAACCAUGAUUGGGAUCAAUAUCUUGAGAAAGGGUUCAUCAGACUAUUAUUUAACAGUCUGGGCAUUGGCAGAGCUGAA
Molecule: messenger RNA, 3601 nt
Organism: Pristis pectinata (smalltooth sawfish)
Lineage: Eukaryota; Metazoa; Chordata; Chondrichthyes; Rhinopristiformes; Pristidae
Gene: cnga3a
Product: cyclic nucleotide gated channel subunit alpha 3a
Exons: 8
Coding region: 631-2643 (670 amino acids)
Biological process (GO): monoatomic cation transmembrane transport
Cellular component (GO): plasma membrane; intracellular cyclic nucleotide activated cation channel complex
Molecular function (GO): cGMP binding; intracellularly cGMP-activated cation channel activity; intracellularly cAMP-activated cation channel activity
Source: RefSeq, a predicted model, not a curated record